Pseudo-nitzschia multistriata is the source of this 3335-nucleotide messenger RNA. NCBI's taxonomy places the organism in Eukaryota, Bacillariophyta, Bacillariophyceae, Bacillariales, Bacillariaceae. The record is from the annotation of a GenBank genome assembly.
CGAGCAACGAUCGAUCUCAAUACAAUUGCUCAAACAAUUUGAAACCGAGUGCCUGAAACAACAACCUUGAUUUUGGUGACGGAAACAUAGGAGCUCAAUCGACCCGUGGACGCAGGGCCAAAAAAAGGAUUCAAAGAGGAGAAAAUUUGUUUCGAUAUCAUAGGGGAGUUCUUUCGGUGGCAGUCUACACAGACGAGAAACCCCCGAUCGGCAGAAAUUAAAUUUUCAUACUUUCUUUCAAAGCCUUAUUGCCGCAAAAAGUCGCAAGGAGAAUCAAAAGGAUUGAAAAAAGUUCGCGUCUGAAUCUCAUCCGGGUUCGAACCUGUCAACUCCGACCAUCCUAUUCAUCGGAAAUUUGCAACAUACUACCAUAUCAGAUUGCAUCCUUGUGCAAUUGCUGCGAUUGAUUUCGAGCUUCGCAUAUCUACACACCAACAUAACUCGAGAACGCGAUGAUGUCGUCUCCUGCUAAUCGUUGCGCCACGUUUCUGUUGCUGGUGUCAGUAAUGGCGAUCAUGCAUACACCCUCGCAGACUUUCUGCACUGCGGGUUGGAUCGAUCCCGAUACGCCUAGUGAUGUUCUGACAACACAACCGUUUACAGCGAUACCCGGAAAGAUUCCAUCCCCCACGAAGGUGACCAAAAAGCUUAGGAAAGGCGAAACAGCGUCUCCAACCGGAAGCACUCCUAGACCCUCGGCAUCGCCAACGCAAGCUCCCUCUUCGUUUCCCACUAGCACGCCAGAUUCUCAUGAGCUAGUCUUUUCGGAAGAAUUCAACGUCCCCGGACGACAUUUUGGAGAUGGAAACGAUCCUCGAUGGACCGCACUGGAGAAGAAUGAUUAUACCAACGAUGCUCUACAUUAUUAUGCCGCCUCGAAUGCUGUCACCGACGAAAAUGGAGAACUAAUAAUUACCACCGAAGCCGUCGAUACGGAUAUAAUAACGCAAGACGACGAUCAUCCAAAGAAGAAGAUUAGAAAAACGAAACAUUUCAAAUCGGCCAUGCUGCAAACCUGGAACAAAUUUUGUUUUACGGGUGGUAUCGUUGAAGCCCAGGUAACGCUGCCGGGCAAAAGCAAUAUUGGUGGAUUGUGGCCGGCCUUUUGGUUGCUGGGAAACUUGGCCCGCCAUACGUACGUCGGUAGUUCCCAGCAUGUUUGGCCUUGGUCUUCAAACCUUUGUACCGAAAAGGCUUUCAGCGCGCAGCACAUUUCGGCCUGUAGUGAAGUGGCGCAUUUCGGAUUGGAAAAAGGAGUCGGACGAGGGUCUCCCGAAAUCGAUAUUUUCGAGGUCCAGCCGGGCAAGAUCAAGGCUAAUACCGGCGUGUUUUUGGAAUCUUCCGUCGGGCAACCUUUCAUGUCGGCAUCUUUUCAGGUGGCACCCGGUAGGCCAGAUCAGAGACCAGGAGGAGGUUAUUGGCCCGGCCCCGGUCAGUGGUACGAUGGUCUCGUUGGUGGGAAAAACACGUCGCUGAAUAUUAAUUUUUACGGAAAUUACAAUCACUUCAAGGAUGAUCCGCAUCCUGAAAAAUCUGAUUAUUGGAGCGACGCUGUCAGUUUCAAUCGGCAACUAGAAGAAAAGCAUUUCAAUAGCUCUCACGUGUACAGACUUGAAUGGGAUGUUCCCACAGAAGACAAAGACGGCUAUCUCCAUUGGUUCCUGGAUGGAGACCUAGUUUUAGCUAUCAACGGCACCGGAAUUAGAGAGGGUGGCACAGGUUCAGAAGUUUCUACGGAACCCAUGUACAUUCUCUUGAAUACUGCUGUAUCUUCCCAGUGGGGUUUCCCGACAAAGUGCCCCGCCAACUGCGAGUGUGAUGAGUUCGACUGCAACUCGAAGGUCUACGCAGAUCGAUGUGGAUUUAGCGAUGGAUUUUGCGACAUGAUGACAAAAGGAAAGGAGCCACCAAAAUACAAGAUCGACUGGGUUCGAGUUUAUCAAGAUCCUACCAAGAAUGAACAAAAGGUUGGCUGUUCCACACCCGAACGUCCAACACGCCAAUAUAUUGAGGCCCACGAAAAAUUGUAUAAAACAGAUCUAGACGAACAUCCUCUGAAACCCAUUCAAGUUGGGCGGGGUACCUGCAAUCCUUUAGCAACUGAUAUCUCGGCACAGGCAUGUGGUGGCGAAGAGCGAGGUCGUUGCACAAAAGGAAAUGUCUGUGAGUGUAGAGAAGGUUGGGUCGGACCACACUGUUUGGCCGCUGAUGGAUAUGAUGAUAUUGACUGGGAUCCACCAGACAAGCUGUCCGAUGUUGGGUUCGAUCCUCCAAAGUUUGUAUUGAACGGUUUGGCUGUAGGGUUGUCGAUUGUCGCGCUCGGGAUCAUGGUUUCUGCAAUAUUCAGACGCCAGCUCCUCGAGGGCUGGACUCCUAUUCCAGAAGUAGAAGUGAAGUAUUUAUCGCGUCAAUCCAACAAGCCGUGAUGAAAUAAUAAUUUAUUAAUAUUGUAGCCGUCAUAAGAUUUAUAAGCGGUACAAGUUUCUAUAUUCCACGUGUUCUGUCGAAGGUUGAAAACUAUUAUCUUUAUGCUCUUUCAAUACUACCAGUAGAAUAGUGCCGAGAGAAUUUUCAUGUUUCUUGUGUGAAUAUUGAGUGUGGUCUAUGGUUAUUGCAUCGUACAAAAUUACGAUUGUAGUGCUGCAAAACGUGAUUAAAGUUCACCUACAAUUUUGUUGCCACCGGCACCAGCACCGCCACCGCCAAGCAUUCCAAGUCCUUCCUUCACAGUUUUUCUCCACUUAAUCGGAUCACUCAAAACAUCUUCUAGCUCGGACGUGUCGAAAGAUCCCAGCAAUUGCUGCAUCAUGGGAUCGGCGGCGCCUUCUCCAAUGAACAUUUGUCGCACGCUUUCGAUAUCUUCGUCACUCAGUUCUUUGAGAAGGUCUCCCAUCAUGUCAUUGAGUGCGUCAGGGUUGUUGUACAUUUGCUGCGCCGCUUUCAUUCCUUCUGCUGCCUGUGCCAUCAUCUCUGGGUCCGCAAACAGUUUUUGCAUUUGAUCCAUGCUUUCCUUCAUUUUCUGUUCAAAGUAUUCGGGAUCCGCCUUGAACUUUGCGAGUUCUUCGGGGGUAACCGCGCCACUCUGUUCCAACGACUGGAGAAUUUCGUCCUGGUGCCCCAUCAUGUUUGCCAACAUGUCAUCUCCUCCAAACAUCUCCAUGGCUUCCUGCAUCUGAGCGGCCAAAUCCUCUGGGGACAUUUCUGCCAUCAUUUUCAUAACUUCGUCCAAUUCUGGCAAGUCUCCCAUGUCUUCUGGGUUCAGACCCAUGGCCUUCAUAAUGUCGGCCAUGUCGCCUCCGGCGGCAGCGCCACCCUUUUUGGCCUGUUCAUUGAGC